CUGAGCUGAGAGGCAGAGCGCGUGGGGCUGAGCUCUGCCCUGGGACUGUCUGGAACAUGGCCCCGCAGGUGUCGGCUCUGGCCCUUCUCCUGGCCCUUCCGCCCCUGCUGUCUGCCCAGAGAGCGACACCGGCCAGGCCCAGCAGCCCCAAGACAUCAGACACGUGCAGGAAGGAGGGAGCCUGGACCACAAAGGUGACGUUUCCCUCUGAGACGACGGUGGUUCGCAUGAAUGACACGGUGCUGGUGACGUGCCCCGAGGAGCCUGAAUCCGGCCCGUUCCCUGCAAAGUGCACAGAGCUGAAGGACCGCAGGGCAGUCUGGGAUAUCAGUGGAGUCAAGUGUCUCAGGAUGUGCAAUGACUGGGUGAGGCAGGUGGAUUUUGACCCUGCACAGAUGGAGUUCGGCGUCGGGGCCGAGGGUCGGGUGACCUGUCGUCAGCAGUUCCAGCAGAACUCGUUCAAUGUGACGUGCAGAGAGAUGGAGUCGGGACGCUUUGAGUGGGAUUUGGGUGCACACAAGUGUGUCAAAAAGUGCCGCAAACCCAGCUGGGCCUCAGCUCUGCAGUUCGAACCGGACAAGACGUAUUAUAGCAGGGAGGAGCCAGUGACCCUGAGCUGCCCGGAGGGGUUCGAACCCUCGCAGCCUGUGAUCAGAUGUACCGGACAGGGGAACCAGAGUGUCUGGAAUCAGACUGCUACCUGCCUGGACACGUGCAGGAAGGAGGGAGCCUGGACCACGAAGGUGACGUUUCCCUCUGAGCAGACAGUGUUUCGGGUGAAUGACACGGUGCUGGUGACGUGCGCCGCGGAGCCCGAAUCUGGCCCGUUCUCUGCAAACUGCACAGAGCUGAAGGACCGCGGGGCAGUCUGGGAUAUCAGUGGAGUCAAGUGUCUCAGGAUGUGCAAUGACUGGGUGAGGCAGGUGGAUUUUGACCCUGCACAGAUGGAGUUCGGCGUCGGGGCCGAGAGUCGGGUGACCUGUCGUCACCAGUUCCAGCAGAACUCGUUCAGUGUGACGUGCAGAGAGACGGAGCCGGGACGCUUCGAGUGGGAUUUGGGUGCACACAAGUGUGUCAGAAAAUGUAAAAUACCCAGAACCUGGGACCCCAAAUUGCAGUUUGCCUCCAAGGGGCCGUUCUACGCCCCGGGUGACUCGGUGACACUGAACUGCCCUGAGGGGUAUCAGCCAUCACCGCCUGUGAUCGAAUGUGUCAGAAAUGGGAGCCAGCCUGUCUGGAGUGAGACACCCACCUGCCAGGGGGUUUGUACGACGGCAGGAAACUGGCCCCCGUCGGUCUCUGCUGCCUCCACACAGACAGAGUUUGCCGUUGGCGAGUGGGUUGAGGUGACCUGUCGCCCAGAGCAGUACGAGGGGCGCCCGGCUUGGAUGCGAUGUACGGAGAUGGCUGGGCGCGUGGAGUGGGACACGAGCCGUGUGAGCUGUGUGGGUGAGUUCUGCACAGACGGGCGGCCGGACGGGCUGGGGGCGGGAUCCAAACCCUGGGACACCGAGAGCCUCCAAGGGGCCCCACGACUUCCUGGGGGCGUCUUUAUGUCUUGCGUGUUCAGCUCGGACUUGCUGAAGGGCGUGAAGUGA
Molecule: messenger RNA, 1598 nt
Organism: Malaclemys terrapin pileata
Lineage: Eukaryota; Metazoa; Chordata; Testudines; Emydidae
Exons: 8
Coding region: 57-1598 (513 amino acids)
Source: RefSeq, a predicted model, not a curated record